AUGGAAACAAAAUCAAUUCCAGAAGUUGUGCUUAAUUCAGGCCACAAAAUGCCAAUGCUAGGGUUUGGCACUGGAACAGUACCUUUACCACCACAUCAUGAACUCAUUCCAGCAUUCAUCAAUGCAAUAAAAGUUGGCUAUAGACAUUUUGAUACUGCAGCUUAUUAUGGUUCAGAGGAAUCUCUUGGUCAAGCCAUAGCACAAGCAUUAGAACAAGUGAGGUUGAGACAAGGGGUAAAAGCGAUCAACUACACCAAUGAAGACAUUCUUCCUUUUGAUAUGAAAGGGACAUGGAAAGAUAUGGAACAAUGUGCUAAUCUGGGCUUGGCUAAGUCUAUUGGUCUUAGCAAUUUUGGUGUGAAAAAAAUUUCAGAAAUUCUAGAAUAUGCAACUAUUCCUCCUGCUCUUGUCCAGGUGGAAAUGAAUGCAGCAUGGCAUCAAGAAUAUCUGAGAAAGUUCUGCAAAGAGAAAGGGAUUCAUGUGAGUGCAUGGUCCCCUUUGGGUGCUAAUGGAGCACCGUGGGGUUCACUUGCUGUUAUGGACAAUCCAAUAAUAAAAGACAUUGCAAUCUCAUCAGGAAAAGCUAUAGCUCAGGUUGCAUUAAGAUGGCUAAUAGAGCAAGGUGCUACUCCAAUUGUGAAGAGCUUCAACAAGGAGAGAAUGAAAAAAAAUAUUGAACUAUUUGAUUGGGAGCUAAGUGAGGUUGAUUUGGAGAAGAUUAAACAAGUAUCACAAUGCAGGGGUUUUAAAGGAGAACGUUUUAUCACUGAAAAUGGACCUUACAAAACUACUGAAGAUCUUUUUGACUGA
This is a messenger RNA of Medicago truncatula (barrel medic), 810 nucleotides long. Its product is annotated as protein REDOX 2. The transcript is spliced from 4 exons. Gene Ontology annotation, molecular function: oxidoreductase activity. The record is from RefSeq and is a predicted model, not a curated record. Lineage: Eukaryota; Viridiplantae; Streptophyta; Magnoliopsida; Fabales; Fabaceae. The coding region runs from base 1 to 810 and encodes 269 amino acids.